This is a messenger RNA of Cyclospora cayetanensis, 1467 nucleotides long. Its product is annotated as serine/threonine-protein kinase rio2. Gene Ontology annotation, molecular function: protein serine/threonine kinase activity; ATP binding. NCBI's taxonomy places the organism in Eukaryota, Apicomplexa, Conoidasida, Eucoccidiorida, Eimeriidae. Gene Ontology annotation, cellular component: cytosol; preribosome, small subunit precursor; nucleus. The transcript is spliced from 8 exons. The record is from RefSeq and is a predicted model, not a curated record. Bases 1 to 1467 code for a protein of 488 amino acids. Gene Ontology annotation, biological process: protein phosphorylation; maturation of SSU-rRNA.
AUGCGGCUUCAGGCGGACGUCCUGCGUUACAUGACGAAGGGGGAGUUUCGUGUGCUGACUGCCGUCGAGAUGGGCAUGAAGAACCAUGAGUUUGUGUCUGCACAGCUCAUUGAGCAAAUAGCAGGGCUACGAAGACAUUCCAUUCGGCAAACUCUUAGCUCAUUGUUGAAAAACAAGCUGAUUUACCACUCGUCCAAGUCGUACGAUGGAUACAAACUCACCUACUUGGGCUAUGACUACCUCGCCCUUCAUGCCUUAACGAAGAGGGGUCUUAUUAAAGGAGUGGGUGUUAGGAUGGGAGUUGGGAAGGAGUCAGAUAUUCAUAUCUGUGAAGGCACCGACGGAAAGGUAUUGGUUCUCAAACUACACAGGCUGGGCCGCAUUUCCUUUCGUUCAAUCAAGAAGAACAGGGAUUAUAUGCAGCACAGAACGCAUUGCAGCUGGCACUACUUAGCCCAUUUAGCGGCCGUCAGAGAAUUUGCGUAUCUCAAGGCCUUGCAUGCCCACGGCUUCCCCGUCCCGCAGCCUCAAGACAUGAACAGGCAUGCGGUGCUCAUGGAGUACAUUGAUGCAAUUCCGCUGACACAGGUACGCGAACUGGCCUCCCCAAUGACGGUUCUGGAGCGCCUAAUGAAGCUCAUUGUUCGGUUAGCUCACUGUGGUUUGAUUCAUGGAGACUUCAACGAGUUUAACUUGAUGAUUAACGAGGAAAACGGGAGCAUCACGAUGAUCGAUCUUCCCCAGAUGGUUUCCAUCUACCACCCGAACGCGGCCGUGUACUUCGCCCGAGAUGUUGAAUGUAUCAAGAGACUGUUUGAGAGAAAAUUUCUUGUAGAGGUUUCCAGUGUACCCAAAUUCGAGGAAGUUGUGGGUGAGCCCGAAAAUUUAACUGCUUCCAGUCGUCGAUCCGAUAUUCUAUCCAGUGAAGCUACGUCUUCUCAUGGAGACGAAGGAGAUGAAGUAGUGAGCAAAUGCAAAAGGAUACUAGUGUCAGAUGGUCUAGACGACUGUCAGACGAAACUGCUGGAAGGAGCUUUGGCUGCUCGGCUAGACGCGCAGGGAAUCUCUUCUAUUUCUGACCAAGGGGAUACAGAAGAAGAAUGUUCUUCCGUAUCCUCUGGACAAGAGGACGAGGCGGAGGAGGACGAGGCGAGCAGCGAAGAGGGUGGAACCAGCGGCAGCGGUGCGCGCUGGUCCCUUUCCAUAUUAAUUAAACCUCAUUUUGAUGCAUGCAGCAACCAACUCCCUGUUGGAGACGUAGACGAACCGCCGAGCCGUCCCUUAGUGCCCGAGGAGCAGCAGGCGCUGAUUCACUGCUGGCGUCCAACAGCCCGAAGGCAUACACGAGACUCAGUGAGAAAGAGAGUUCAAGCGAAGAACCAGAAGAGGAACGGCAGGGGAAACUUUGGAUCGAACAAGAACGCCGAGAGAAUCAGGGCCAAGCAAAUGGCCAAGUUUGAUUGUUAG